This is a messenger RNA of Lottia gigantea (owl limpet), 2796 nucleotides long. RefSeq lists its product as hypothetical. The transcript is spliced from 20 exons. The record is from RefSeq and is a predicted model, not a curated record. NCBI's taxonomy places the organism in Eukaryota, Metazoa, Mollusca, Gastropoda, Lottiidae. The coding region runs from base 31 to 2721 and encodes 896 amino acids.
GUAAUAUCUUAACCAUUGAACAUAGCCAGUAUGUGGUUCACAAUAGUAUUGCUUUUUAACGCUAUUUUGGGUUCCUCUGCCGGAACUGUUCAUCUUUAUGUAAGUCCGACAGGAUCUGAUUCUAAUUCCGGAUUAGACACAUCCCAUCCACUGAAGACAAUUCACAAAGCUCGAGAUAAACUGGAAGAUGCUAGUAUCAAAGAUAACGAGGUAUAUAUAGAGCUAAUGCAAGGCUACCAUGACCUAUCAUCAACUCUAACUUUUACUCAUCAGCAUCCAUAUCCUGUUACUAUCAGAUCAUACCAACAUCAAGAAGUUCAUGUGACCGGUGGCAAGAGAAUUGCUUCAAAUCAAUUCAAAUACCUCGACACAAAACAAGAUUCCGCUGCAAUGAGUCUUAUUAGUGCUAGAGGUCUUUUGAAGGUACGCCGUGUGAACCUUAAAGAUGUGGGCAUCACUGAUUUUGGUAGAUUGGAAAAGUUUGGCUUUUACUCACGAAGAACUGCGCCGUUAGAAGUGUUCAUCAAUGGUAAGCCAUUAAGACUGGCAGAAUGGCCUGACAAUAACUUCAUCAAUAUCAAAAGUAUACCAAAUGGACGAAAUGGCACGACGUUCACCUACAAUGCAACACGUGAUGCGUUUUGGUCCCGUGAAAAGGAUCCUUGGGUUUAUGGGUUUUGGUAUUGGAGUUGGGCAGACCAUUCUGCUCAAGUUAAAAAAGUAGACUCUAAAGCUCAUGAAAUUACUUUAACAGCCCCUACUCAUUAUGGACUACGAACUGGGAAUUUGAGAUCAGAUGGGCGACAUUACAUAAAUGGCUAUAGUCACCAAGGAGGUUAUUUCAGAGUUUUUAAUAUGUUAUCUGAAUUAGAUCAACCACUUAAAUAUAAUUUGUUAUCUGAAUUAGUUCAAUCAGUAAGUAUAAUUUAUAUGUUAUCUGAAUUAGAUCAUUCAGUAAGUAUAUUUUAUAUUUUAUCUGAAUUAGAUCAAUCAGUACGUACAUUUUAUAUUUUAUCUGAAUUAGAUCAAUUAGUUAGUAUAUUUUAUAUGUUAUCUGAAUUAGAUAAAUCAGUAAGUAUAUUUUAUAUGUUAUCUGAAUUAGAUCAAUCAGUAAGUAUGUUUUAUAUGUUAUCUGAAUUAGAUCAAUCAGUAAGUAUAUUUUAUAUGUUAUCUGAAUUAGAUCAUUCAGUAAGUAUAUUUUAUAUUUUAUCUGAAUUAGAUCAAUCAGUACGUACAUUUUAUAUUUUAUCUGAAUUAGAUCAAUCAGUUAGUAUAUUUUAUAUGUUAUCUGAAUUAGAUCAAUCAGUAAAUAUAUUUUAUAUGUUAUCUGAAUUAGAUCAAUCAGUAAGUAUAUUUUAUAUGUUAUCUGAAUUAGAUCAAUCAGUAAGUAUAUUUUAUAUGUUAUCUGAAUUAGAUCAAUCAGGUGAAUAUUACCUAGACAGGACAACUGGAAUAUUGUAUAUUUGGCCGAAUACACCUAAAGGUGAUUUAAAAGAUACUGAUGUUGUCUAUGUCUCAUUGAUCAAUAGCUGCAUAAGUUUGUCUAAUGGAAUCAAAAACAUGAAUUUUGAAGAUUUUACCCUUGAAGCUUGUCGACACUAUGGUAUUGAGGCUCAAAAUGGACAUAACCUAAAAUUCUCUAAUCUGGAAGUCAAGAACACGGGAACGUAUGGUAUAAGUUGCUCUGGUGAUUGUCGUUCUGUAUCAGUUUCAAAAUGUGAAAUUCAUGACUCGGAUGGCGGUAUCAAAAUAUCAGGAGGAAAUAGGAAAACUCUGACAUCAUCGGGCAAUAUUGUAGAAGACAACCAUAUACAUCAUUUUGGACGAGCUAGUGCUGUAGGUUCUAAUGGUAUAUCUGUUAGUGGAGUAAAUAAUAUUAUCAAAAAUAACCACAUGCACCAUUGUACUUAUACAGGCAUAUAUUGGACUGGCAAUGACCAUGUAUUUGAAUAUAAUCAUAUACACGAUUGUUGUUAUAAUUCUACUGAUUGUGGUGCUUUCAUGACAGGUCGAGAUUGGACUUUUAGAGGAAAUAUUAUAAGAUACAACUAUUUACAUGAUCAUGUUAGAUACUGGCCUGGUGCUGAAGUUAGAGCUGUAAUGUUAGAUGAUCAAAUGUCCAGUAUUACUAUGGAAAAAAAUAUAUUUGCCCAUAACGAAGUUCAUGCUAAUAUUGGCGGAGGGCGUGAUAAUAUAUUUAGCUAUAAUGUAUUCUACGAAUCGAGAAGCCACGCCUUGGAUGUAGAUGGUAGGGGCCAUGCAGGGACCGGUGGGAAUUCUGGAUCACUGGAUACUAAGCUGAAGGCUAUGCCUUACACAAACUCUGUAUGGGCUUCAAAAUAUCCCAAACUGGCGGCUAUGGCCAAAAUGGAUGCAAAAAGUCGCGGAGCCCCAGCAGGGAACCAAAUCUUACAUAAUUUAUAUGUUAUGAUACACGGUAAAAAGACUAUUAAUUACCAUGGCAGUUUUGUAAUGAAUACCGGCUAUUUCAAUCAUGUUGAUAAUCAUGCGGCCUCCAAAUCAGACUUCGUUUCACCAGAGCACAAUAAUUUUGAACUUCGAUGUCAAGCAAAGGAUUGGGCAAACAAAGCUAAUUUUCCACAGCCUGUAUCAUAUGAUAAAGUUGGACCCCGUUAUCCCUAUGGUCCUCGCUAUUUUAAUAAAGGUAUUAGUCCAGUUAAUAAAGUUUACAGUUCCAUAACAACUGGUAGCUGUCAUUGAAUUUUUGAUGAAUUUAAAACACCUAAUAAUGAUAUUAAUCAAUAUAAAACUAAAUUAAAGUUUCUUUACAACGUC